Messenger RNA from Staurois parvus, 635 nucleotides. The record is from the annotation of a GenBank genome assembly. NCBI's taxonomy places the organism in Eukaryota, Metazoa, Chordata, Amphibia, Anura, Ranidae.
CAUCCAUGUCUUUGGGGACCUCUGAUCUCCUUAUGAACUCAACAUUCAUCUAGAAGACAUUUCCCGCACUCAAGGCACUAAUACACCUCCUCGAGUUGUGUGGGACCCCUGAUGUACAGGAGGACAGGACUUCAGUGAGGAACAUUUCCAUCACUCAGGACAGGAAUACGGCUACUCCCCUGUGUGAGAUCUCUGAUGUCUGUGAAGAUGGGACUUAUCUGAAAAACAUUUCCCGCACUCAGAACAGGAAUAUGGCUUCUCCCCUGUGUGAGAUCUCUGAUGAAUGGAAAGAUGGGACCUCACUGAAAAACAUUUUCCACACUCAGGACAGGAAUACGGCUUCUCCCCCGUGUGAGAUCGUUGAUGUAUGUAAAGAAUGGACUUCACUGAAAAACAUUUCCCACACUCAUGACAGGAAAAUGGCUUCUCCCCUGUGUGAGAUCUCUGAUGUGUGGAAAGAUGGGCCUUCUGUGAAAAACAUUUCCCGCACCCAGGACAGGAAUGUGGCUUCUCACCUGUGUGAGAUCGCUGAUGUGUGGAAAGAUUGGACUUCUGUGAAAAACAUCUCCCGCACUCAUGACAGGAAUACGGCUUCUCCCCCGCGUGGGAUCUCUGAUGUGUGUAAAGAUCGGACU